CCUCACUCCUAACACUCAUCCAUAGAUUCCACCCUAAGUGACCCUCAAACCCACAAUCUCCCCCAUUUUAUGACCCAGCCCCAAACUCUCCCGAGUACCUCUCUCUCACCCUACAUCCCUCCCUCUGCUCAGUCUGGGCCCAGGCCUUGUUUCCCUGAAGACAUGGAGUUUGUGUCUGGAUACCGGGAUGAGUUCCUUGAUUUCGUUGCCCUCCUCUUUGGCUGGUUCCGCAAGUUCGUGGCGGAGCGCGGGGCCGUGAGAACCAGCCCGGAGGGUUGCUGGUGGCAGCUGGAGGCUCAGAUCAGAAGGCUGCCCCAGGACCGCGCCCUUUGGGUGCUCCACGUCUUGCCCAACCGUAGUGUGGGCAUCAGCCUGGGGCAAGGGGCAGAGCCAGGCCCUGCACCAGGCCUGGGGGCUGCCCGGCUCCUGGGAGACGAGCCCCCACUCCACCUGCGGGACCUAAGCCCCUAUGUCAGCUUUGUCAGCCUGGAGGAAGGGGGAGAGGAGGAGGGCGCAGGCACCGAGAAAGUAGAAACAGAGGCGGAUGGGAAGCCAGCCCCUACCAGCAGGGAGUCCCCACGGGAAGCAAACCCCCCAGGGGAGGCAGACGGGGCCCAGCAGGAGGCAGCAGGUGGCGAGGUCGGCUGCCAAGAGGACAGAGCGGAGGACAAACCAGGGCCUGAGAGAAGAAAGGGACAGAGAAGUGAGGCGGCCCCCCUGCACCUUUCCUGCCUCCUACUGGUGACGGAUGAACACGGCACCAUCUUGGGCAUUGACCUGCUGACGGAUGGAGGGCAGGGGAGUGCAGGCAGGGGCUCAGGGACACAGAACCUGGCUCCUCGGGCCUAUGCUCUCCUCUGCCACAGCAUGGCCUGUCCCAUGGGCUCUGGAGACCCCCGAAAGCCCCGAAAGCUUACUGUGGGAGACGCCCAGCUGCAUCGGGAGCUGGAGAAUCUGGUCCCAAGGCUGAAAGUGAAGCUAACCAAGACCCCGAUGCGGACAUGGGGUCCCCGGCCCGGCUUCACCUUUGCCUCCCUUCGGGCUCGAAAUUGCCAUGUUUGUCACAGGCAUAGCUUUGAAGUGAAGCUAACCCCCUGCCCCCAGUGUGGCGCUGUCUUGUACUGCGGAGAGGCUUGUCUCCAGGCUGACUGGAAGCGAUGCCCAGAUGAUGUGAGCCAUCGAUUUUGGUGCCCAAGGCUUGCAGCCUUCAUGGAGCGGGCCGGAGAACUGGCAACUCUGCCUUUUACCUACACCGCAGAGGUGACCAGUGAAACCUUUAACAAGGAGGCCUUCCUGGCCUCACGAGGCCUCACUCGUGGCUACUGGACCCAGCUCAGCAUGCUGAUUCCAGGCCCUGGCACCCUCGGGCACCCAAGGGGCAGCACACCAUCCCUCAGCGUUCUUCUCAAUGGAGAUCCCUACCAGCUUCUUCAGGGGGAUGGGCCUGCUCUGAUGCCUCCUGUGCCCCCAGAUCCACCCAGGGGCCUCUUUGGCUCGUGGCAGGAUUACUACACAUGGCGGGGCCUCAGCUUGGACUCCCCCAUGGCUGUGCUUCUCACCUACCCGCUGACUGUGUACUACGUCAUCACCCAUCUGGUGCCCCAGUCCUUCCCUGAGCUCAACAUCCAGAACAAACAGUCACUGAAAAUCCACGUGAUGGAGGCUGGGAAGGAGUUUGACCUCAUCAUGGUGUUUUGGGAGCUCUUGGUCUUGCUCCCCCACGUGGCCCUGGAGCUGCAGUUUGUGGGUGACAGCCUGCCCCCUGAGAGUGACCAGCAGAAUUUUACCCUGCAGAGGGAUGACCUCGAAGUAUCUGUCCGUCCUGGUUCCGGGGUAUCAGCACGGCUAAGCUCUGGGACUAAGGAGAAGGGGGGCCGCAGGGACCUGCAGAUCAAGGUGUCUGCACGGCCCUACCACCUGCUCCAGGGGCCCAAGCCUGACUUGGUUAUCGGAGGCCCUGGGAGCCAGCUUCUCCUUGCUCUCCUUUCCUCCGCAGGAUUUAACUCUGGCUUUGGUCUAAAGGACACUUGGCUGAGCUCGCUGCCCCGGUUACAGUCCCUCCGAGUGCCGGCCUUCUUCACCGAGAGCAGCGAGUACGGCUGUGUGAUGGACGACCAGACCAUGGCGGUGGCCACGGGAGGGGGCACCAGCCCUCCACAGCCCAACCCUUUCCGCUCCCCCUUUCGCCUCAGAGCGGCGGACAACUGUAUGCCCUGGUACUGCAACGCCUUCAUCUUCCACCUGGUCUACAAGCCUCCGCAAGGGAGCUGGGCCCGCCCGGCGCCAGGGCCCGCGCCUCCCGCCCCAACUCCUACCGCUCCUCCCGCCCCCGCCCGUAGGCGCCGAGGAGAAAAGAAACCUGGGCGGAGGGCCCGCCGGCGGAGGUGAGGGCGGAGAGGUAGAAGUCCACCCCCUCCCCUAACACGCCUCAGAAAGGAACACGAAACCGGCGAGGCCGAGGGGGGAGGCCAGUUGGCAGAACACGAAAGGUAAUUAAACUUACUUGUUUGAAACCACUGAGUCAAACGCUCAUAACUGGGUCCUUAAAUGGAAAGAGGAUUAAAGGAUUUACGGAUGACAUUUUCUUCCAUUUUUCUUCAGUUCCUCGAAAGCUGUCCCCUCUGGGAUUCUGCCCUCCUGGGUAAUCCCAAACUUCUUCUAAUGUGUGUGUUGACAAGGCAUUUUCCGGCCCCAGUAACAGGCAGGGACCGGAUCCGAGUCAAGCAAGACCAAGAAACAGAAAGUGGCUUCUCUCUG
This is a messenger RNA of Globicephala melas (long-finned pilot whale), 2757 nucleotides long. RefSeq names its product zinc finger MYND-type containing 15 (gene ZMYND15). The record is from RefSeq and is a predicted model, not a curated record. Gene Ontology annotation, molecular function: histone deacetylase binding. Lineage: Eukaryota; Metazoa; Chordata; Mammalia; Artiodactyla; Delphinidae. Gene Ontology annotation, biological process: negative regulation of DNA-templated transcription.